Molecule: messenger RNA, 369 nt
Organism: Prunus armeniaca (apricot)
Lineage: Eukaryota; Viridiplantae; Streptophyta; Magnoliopsida; Rosales; Rosaceae
Source: the annotation of a GenBank genome assembly
AUGGACAUGUGGCUCUGCGUCAAGCGAGCCAUUAAUGCCGCCGAGAAGGCGAAGAAGGCAUACGAAGACGGCAGAGCGAAGGUUGCCGAGGCCGGCAAAGCCAUCCAAGCUCAGGCGAACUUGGCGAAGGACAUGCAGGCUGCCGAACGGCAGGUAAAAGUUUAUCAAGCCAAGCUCGGCGAGAUGUCGGCAGCCUUGGAGGCGGCGCAGCUGACGGCAAAGGAGGCUCUGGAGUCGAAGGAGGCGAUCCAGGUGGCUUUGAGGAGUCCGAGCGGGUCAGGGCUUUCGAGGUCGAGGCUGCCGUUCAGGAGGCGAUACGGGGCUACCGUCGGUCUACCGAGUUUUCUACCUUGCUGGACAAGGAGGUAG